Morus notabilis is the source of this 1300-nucleotide messenger RNA. Its product is annotated as 26S proteasome regulatory subunit RPN13. Gene Ontology annotation, biological process: ubiquitin-dependent protein catabolic process. Lineage: Eukaryota; Viridiplantae; Streptophyta; Magnoliopsida; Rosales; Moraceae. The coding region runs from base 193 to 1158 and encodes 321 amino acids. Gene Ontology annotation, molecular function: ubiquitin binding; proteasome binding; endopeptidase activator activity. The transcript is spliced from 14 exons. Gene Ontology annotation, cellular component: proteasome regulatory particle, lid subcomplex; nucleus; cytoplasm. The record is from RefSeq and is a predicted model, not a curated record.
CCUUCGAAUCCUCAAAACAUCCCAUCCCCCAUUAAAAACCUCUCUCUCUCUUCUCUUCUCUCUCUCUCCCUCUCUCUCUAAAUUCUGAAGGAAAUUCUGAAGGAAGCGCGUCGGCAUCACAAUAGGAAAGCACGAUUUUUUCUUCACACAGGGAAGAACUGAUUUGUGUAACCAGAAGUAAAGGUAUCAGCUAUGGAUUCAUCUUCGACCGAGGCUUCCGCACAAAUGCAGGAAGUAAUGCUGGAGUUUAGGGCUGGUAAAAUGCAGUUUGAUGGGAAAAAGGUUGUUCCUGAUACUCGUAAAGGACUUGUUCGCAUUGGAAGGGGCGAGGAGGGAUUAGUCCAUUUUCAGUGGCUUGAUCGGACACUAAAUGCUGUGGAAGAUGAUCAGAUUAUUUUUCCCGAUGAAGCUAUUUUUGAGAAGGUUAAUCAAUCAUCGGGAAGAGUUUACAUAUUGAAGUUCAACACAGACGACAGAAAAUUCUUCUUUUGGAUGCAGGAGCCUAGAGCUGAAGGUGACUCACAGUUAUGCAGCUCCGUAAACUACUACAUCAAUCGACCUUUAGAGUUUGGGGGUGAAGACGAGCCAGAUGCUUCUGUACCACUGCAAGUUUCUGAAGAUAUGGUUGACGAUGAUAUCUCAUCAAGAGCUGGAAACUUGAUUGUCCCAAACUUAGGUGCUGAAGUAUCUAGUGAUGUUACCUCGUCAUCCGGCGCGGUGAAACUGGAAGACCUGCAAAGAAUCUUGAGUAACAUUGGGCCUGCAGAUGGUGCUGGAGACCCAGAUAGAGGCUUGGGACUAGAUGACAUACUGAAGCCCGAUUUGAUUAUGCCAUUGAUUGAGACACUGCCAUUGGAACAGGAUUUAGCUUCUUACUUACCGGAGGGUCAGUGGUCUCCGGAAGAUCUCUUAGAGUUGCUGCAAAGCCCGCCUUUCCGCCAACAAGUAGACUCAUUUACCUAUGUGCUUCGAACCGGGCAGAUAGAUUUAACCCAGUUUGGAAUUGACCCGAGUAAAUACAAGUUCACAGUGUUGUCAUUUUUGGAAGCGCUCGAAGAUUCUGUUGCAAGAACUUCGGAGUCGGAGUCAAGACAAGGUGAUAAGGAUUUGAGAUCUCAAUCGUGUAACCGAAAUGAGCCCAUGGAUGAGUCCCAGUAGUUUGCUUUGGACAUGAUUCUUAUGAUCCUAUCCCGAAGUUGUUUAUUUUUCCAUUUCUUCUUGUUCAUUGUGGUAGAGAACUUGUUAUCUGGUUACUUUUUGUCUUUCAUAUUUCACAAGGUAUAUGCUUUUACAAUGGGAA